Onychostoma macrolepis is the source of this 4271-nucleotide messenger RNA. RefSeq names its product developing brain homeobox 1b (gene dbx1b). Bases 2941 to 3906 code for a protein of 321 amino acids. The record is from RefSeq and is a predicted model, not a curated record. Lineage: Eukaryota; Metazoa; Chordata; Actinopteri; Cypriniformes; Cyprinidae. Gene Ontology annotation, biological process: regulation of transcription by RNA polymerase II; cell differentiation in spinal cord. Gene Ontology annotation, molecular function: DNA binding; DNA-binding transcription factor activity, RNA polymerase II-specific. The transcript has 7 exons.
UUAUGAUUAGGGGAAAAAUCUUUGAUUUAUAGGCCAAGAAAAGUACUCCAAAAAAGUGACAAAAUGUUUUAGUUACUUCAUCUGGCUACCCUCUGAAUAAAAGAUUUGUUUCUUAAACAUUAUUUUUGACCUAACACAGUUAUGGAGUUAAUUUCUGGUUUUUGAUGUGGAGUACACAUAUUUUUAUGAUCCUGUUUAUGCUCGAAGUACUUAUUUGCACUUGCAGACAUCUACAUUAAAGUAAAAAGUGAUAUAUGUUAUUCAAUUUUCCCACCUUUUGAUAUGUGCUAUUAGAGAGACACACUGGGGUUUGGGGUUAUGUAAAAAUAUGUAAAACGUGAGCUUGCAUUUAACUAAUUUUAGAAGGAAAUCUAGCAGGCUAAGCCUAUAAAAACAGAAUAAUUCCUAAAACAUAUUUCAUUUACAAUUCUAGAUUGUCUUAAAUGACUUAAUAAGCUUGUUUGAAUUAUUCACUGCUGUGGUUGACACCCCAAACUAUAGUACAUAUAUGUAGGUUCCUACAAGCAAAACUCUGCUUCCAUGCAAUAAAGCCUGGGCUUUGAUUGGCCCAUUUAAAGUUGGGGAACACAUUUGACUGCCAACAGCAAGCGUUGCCAUAUUUUAAUGUCAUUCAAGGGUGUUAGAAUGAGCAGGAGAUUAGAUGGGGGCCCCUAAUUAUUUUGGCUUUAGUUCUGGAUUAACCCUCUGUUCUGUCGACUUCAAUUCACACUCGCCGUUUGAUGAAAUGUGAACUGACAUAAAUUCCGCGGCUCACUUUCAAUCCGAUUAUGCAGUUAAAUCACCGCAGUUCGAACCCAAGCAAGAGACUCUGGCGGGUCCCUAUUCUCCCGCUCCUCCGAAGCCCUGACAGCUCCUCCCCGAAACACAGGGACCCACGCUACCUCCUCACAGGACCCACGCUACACUCUUAACCCCACAUGAAUAGGGCCUAUUCAGCGAGCCAUAGGGAUGGAGUACUGGGACUUCUGGUCCUGACAGGGGGCAGCUCAACCAGUGAAGAAUGGUCCAGGCAGCUGGUGUGACUAAGCCAUGUCUUGUAAGGAUGGGGCGGAGUGGCGUAGACUGUGAAGGCAGGGAGGGAGACAGCUGAAUGAGCAUGCAAGAAGAUGUGAGCAUAAUGACCCCGGCAAUGGUGACAAAGCCUAAUUGGUCACGGAGGCCAGUGGCUAAUGAGCUGAAAAAAUGAGCCCAUGGGUGUGUAAUAACUGUAUUUUCUUCCAUUUCUUCUCCUUUCGUCACAGUCCUGUGUGGCAUUUUUAACCAACUAAAAUGGCACCAGAUGCAACAGGGCUCAGACAUUUUGACUUGAAUUGGGAAACCAUAUGUUCAGAUAAGUCAUGGUUUCCCGUUUCCCACAGGCAGGGGCCAGUGCAUCUGUGAGGAAAAGCACUGGUGGCCAGGAAACCCUGCUUUACGACUUUACACAAGAGCUUACGGUCUUGGAUGGCAUUACUUAGGCAUGAGAGGGUUUUUGCCUAAGAAAGGUGAAGAAAGCAAGAGAAAUGAAGAUGCAAUGGAAAUUGAUUGAGAUUUUUUACUUUUUUUACAUUUUGCAAAAGGAGAAUUGUAGUGAUUCUUAUAGUUUUACUUAUACCUAAAGGAAUAGUUAUUUAAAAUAAAACAAAAGCUCUUUUCAAUGCAAUAAAAGUGAAUGGUGGCAAAGGCCAUCAAGCAAGAUUUUCAGUGAGUAAUGACUAACAUUUUUCUUUUAAAGUGGUAUCAUAUGGCUUCAUAAGACUUGAGUGCGCAAGUUGUAUGGACUGCUUUUAUGGUGCUUUUUCUAUUUUUUCUAUUUACCUUCUUUAUAUAGAAAAGAGCAUUUCUUUUUGUGUUGAGGGUAAGUAAAUGGUGUCAGAAUUAAUUUGACAAAAAAAGUUUGUAAAUUAAUUUAUUUCAAUCAUAAUAAUAAACAUAAAUAAUUGAAAUUUAAUUCUACAUUUUUUUUUAUAUACAUUUGACCCUUUUAUAGAUAUUUUAUAUUAGCAAGCAUUUCAGCUUGUUUGGUGUGGAAAACCCUUUGGCAAUGAAAUCCAAAACAAAGGCUUUUCUCAGCCGCUCUUGCUGCUCACUUCAGAUUCUCCAUGACUCCAGUCAAGUGAAGUUACUACCUCAGUUUUUUUUUAAUAUACUGCACUUCUUGCCCUCGUGAACCUGUUGAGAGCCUCUGAAAGGGACCUGAGGAGUGCUACUGGUCCCUGAAAAUAGUGCUGACUGUCGGGCCGAAAAGGGGGGAGUCUGCUUUUAUUCAGUGCCUAAGAUAACAGCAUACAGAAUGAUAGACUUCUCUGAAUUGUUUGUUCCUCUUGCCCAUUGUUCUUCCCUCCAUUCAAUGAGUCUCUUAGCCGCACUUGAGGGGGGCCGUCACAGGUAGGAAGGCAACUGAGCUUAUUCCCAGCACAUGCUUGAUUGCCUCCUUAUAGACUCUCACUCUCAAGGCUCUGAAAGGCCUUGGCGGCCUGGUGAAUAAACUACUGCUCGCUUCCAUAAACUUUUUCUCCUCCCGAAUUUUCCGAGGAUGUGAGCAGAGAAGCUCAGAGCCAGGCUCGGGGGAAGCGUCUGAAAAGGGAGUCUGUUUGAGAAUCAAAGCCCACCGGGUCCACCCUCUCUGCACACGCACAAAGGACGAGGGUGCACCAGACCCUGCCCACCGAAGAGCAAACUUCUUGUUUGCACCAGUCCAGGACGCGCCGCCUCUAGAGUAAACGGAACUCACGUGGAGAGUUUGGUUGAACUUCAUUGUUAGAGCUGUCACCCAUGAAAAGGCUUCUCCAGCGGUCCGCUAUAAAACCCCUGGAAAAGAGAGGGACGGGCAAGAGCUCCUUCAUUCUGCCCCCUUGGACUCUAAUCUACGCAAGCCUCUGCAGUGAGAGUAGCAGCACGUGAAUUCCUCGCUGUCAUUUUCAACAAAAAAACGGAGCAAUGAUGUUGCCAAGUGUUAUUGCGCCACCUGCUAUGUAUCCAAACUUUCUGCGACCCUCGGCGGCUCUUUCAUUGCCUCCCACUUUACAGUCGGCGUUCACCACGCAUUCGAGUUUCCUGGUGGAGGACCUGUUGCGGAUCAGCAGACCUGCCACCUUCAUGCACAGGAGCAUCCCGUCUCCAAGCGCAUCUCCUCCGGCCACAGGAGCCACAACUCUGAACCACACCUCCGCAGUCCACAUCGCCAUGUCUACAUCUUUGCCAAAAAGAUCAAGCUCUCCACAAACAUCAAUUUCAAACGAUCCAAAUUACUUGAAGUUUGGAGUCAAUGCGAUUCUCGCGUCAACAACACGAAACGCUUCACCACCACCUUCAGUGCAAGGGUUGAAUGCGAAAACAUUUCCGUUCCCAUGUUUUGACGGCUCAUUCCACCCAUUCAUCAGAGCAUCAUAUUUCCCAGCAUCGUCUUCAGCAGUGCCUAUUCCCGGAACUUUCGCAUGGCCCCUCACGGCUCGAGGGAAGCCGAGGAGAGGAAUGCUUCGACGGGCCGUCUUCUCGGACGUGCAGCGCAAAGCGUUGGAGAAGAUGUUUCAGAAACAGAAGUACAUCAGCAAACCAGACAGAAAAAAAUUGGCGACGAAACUUGGCCUUAAAGACUCUCAGGUUAAAAUUUGGUUCCAAAACCGAAGAAUGAAAUGGCGCAAUUCCAAAGAAAGAGAGCUUCUGUCGUCAGGAGGUUGCAGGGAACAAACAUUACCGACAAAAAUGAACCCCAAUCCUGACCUGAGCGACGUUGGAAAAAAGUUUGAAACUGACGCGGUUCUGAGAGAAAGCCCGCGCGCGCCUUUCUGUCAGCCGCGCGGGGAUCACGAGCUCAACGUAGAUUUACAUUUCACUUCGCCUUCCAUCUCCAGCAAGCACUCAGACUUCUCAGAAUCAGAGGACGAGGAAAUAACCGUGUCGUAAUCAUUAAGCAGACUGUGUUAUUUUUAAUGACUUAUGUUUAUGCACAAAACAGGAGGAAAACUUUCAGAAAAGUGGUCUUGUUUGACACGGUAGUUGUGUGAACUUUAUAGGAAAGCUUUCAGUUUAAGAGAGAACGCUGUAACCGCUGCGUUUUUGGCAGCUUGUAUAGUGUUUUGUAUGAAUAUUUUGUAUGGAAUUUUUAUACCAAGAUUAUUAUUUCUUAAUGAUUUGGGAUACUUUGUCUAUAAUCUUAAAUACGUAGAUGGCACAUUUCUAACUUAAAAGUCUUAUAUUAUUUAGUAUACUGAUGUUUUUUUGUAAAAAAUGUAUAUACAUGUGAAAAAAUAUUUUUACAAAUUAAAAAU